AACGCCGCCUUCAUUCGCCGGUCGUACUCCGACGCGGAUGCGUGUACAUUGAAAAUAUAACGCUCACCCGACAUUCCUCGCGUGAAGUGAAAUUUCACGAGAAUCAUUCACAGCGAAAACAAAUGGGCGUCGAUAGUGAAAAUUAAAUAUUGUGAUACGCAGUGACCGUAAAUAUAUUUUCAUAUUGACAGCAAGUUGUGCAGGUUUACAUACCGAGUUUCGCACCGCUGGGGAAAGGACCGUGGUCUGUGGAAGCGUGACAGUUUGGUGUGUUUUGUGCGAGUCGUUCGAGGAGUUUCUCUUAGUGGAAGUCGGAGGCCGUCGUAGGAACCCGGCCCCGACAUGGAGAGUUACUUCGAUAUCUCCAACGAUCUGAAGGAUGUCUGGGACGCGGACAUCGACCCGGAUAUGCAGGACGUGUUAGACGAAGAUUCAGAGAUGAGCGACUGGCUGAUCGAGAGGGAUUCCAAGCUGGGUGUAGUGCUUCAUGAUCGUCUGAUGACGGACGCCGCGCUAGGAGCAGCUCCCAUCAAGACUGAACACUCAUAUAGCCUCCACUCCGAUGUGGAAUCAGCACCGCCCUCGCCACACCACACCAAAGUUGACGAUAUGGAAGACGAAUGCUAUCCAGCCAUUCCAGCGAGUGCGUGGCGGAGUCGCCGGCGCUCCAGUGAUUCCAGUCCGGAGGUGAAGGCCGAGCCCAAGUCUGAACCAGAGUCGCCAGCCUCCUCGUGUCCUCCGUCGCCAACACCCACUAUGUCGACCGUCGACUAUGUCAUAGACCACACAACCGGCACAAUCCACAUGCCGCAAGCUGUGCUGCAGAAAGUUGGUGCCGCCGGCGUGCCGCAAAUACUUCUGAGUGCGGCACCACGUAUCGCAAACUCGCUCAACAACAACAAGCUGUCUAUCAAAGUCACCUCAUCAGGGACAUCAGGUUUCAACCUACCCCCAACUCCUCCGUCAUCAUUGUCGUCGUCUGACAGUGAGGGUGCUCUGUCGCCAUCUCACGAGCCCCCCGCCCCCAUCACCCCGGCACCCCCGCGCCGCUCUCACCUAUACGUGUCACACCACUCCAGGCAGCCUAUCAACACACCCCUCAUCAGCAGCCAGCCGAAAGGAUCCACUGGCACAUUAGUUUUAACAGAGGAAGAGAAACGCACGUUACUAGCCGAAGGUUACCCGGUGCCGACACGUCUGCCGCUCACCAAGGCCGAGGAGAAGUCGCUGAAGAAAGUCAGGAGGAAAAUUAAGAAUAAGAUUUCUGCACAAGAAAGUAGACGCAAGAAGAAAGAAUACAUGGACCAAUUAGAGAGGAAAGUAGAAAUAUUAGUAUCAGAGAACACAGACUACAGGAAGAGGGUCGAGACCUUGGAGAGCACCAAUGCUAAUCUAUUGAGCCAGCUGGCAGCCCUGCAGGCGAUGGUGAGGGCAUCCAGGAAGUGACGUCACGCGAGGAGCGAUGACGUCAUCGAGCGGCGCAGCGACGUCACUACGGACGUCGCUCGCCCACACUGCACAGGGACUUAAUAGGUAUUUUGACAUUAUCAGUCUAUCAGGUCAGGAUCUAUGCAACCGGAACAUCCGUCAUUCCUCUACACAGACUCCUUCAAACAGCUAGGGCCGGUUUUUGAUCUGCAGAUAUUACAGCUGUGAGGGCUGUCGGAUGUCUGGCAGUUCCUAUGUUACAGUAUACGUCGUAUACUAUGAAGUCGCCGACUUCGUCAGGGAUCCAUGUCCAUGGACCAUGAAUGGUUGCUCAUGUAUUCGUUAGUUAUCGUGGUGCUGGAUAUACAAACUUCUCGGGCCGGUCGCGCUCUCUCAAGCCGCGGGUCGCGCACGGAGCGGCCCGCGGAUUGUUUACGGCCUAAUCGACGUUCGCCUCAUCGUGUCUUAAAUCAAAUACGGGAUGUGAUAAAUGUAUUUGUAUGUUUUUAAUUUGAGAGUCUAUACAGCUCGCGGACGCGCCCGACGGCUUGAGAGGCGACCGCGGCACCGGGACGCGAGUGCCACUUAAGAUAUUUAUUUUCCAAUUCGGCUUUAAAGUAAACGCUGGACUGGUUUUAUAUAAACGAUAGUUUAACGCGUGUCUGAAAUCUCGUAAUAUAUUUUAAAGCGUAUUUAAGUCUUGAUAUGUGCGUUUUUUUUUUAUAUAAUUAAAUCGAAAUGUGCAAUUAGUUAUAGACGUGAUCGUUACCUACAGCGUUCAGGACUCGGUGUCGUCGGAUCUUAGCAUAAUAUAUAUAAGGUUGGAAACGCCUUAACUGUUAAUAUAUUGAAUUCCAUGAAUUUGCAUUUAUAGCGAAAUGUUCUGGAGAUUUUUGUUUUUUUUUUUUUUUUGGGAUGUGUAAACAUUUAUUUAAUAAUUUUAGAUAUUCUAACGGACCUUAACGAAACUGAUUCGCGUGUGAGUUUUCGGUGUCUAGUCCUUUGGUCUCGUUUUUUGAGACGUUAUUUCAAUGUUAGUAACAGUAGAGCGCUGGCGUUCAAAAAAAAAAAAAAAAUGGCGCGUCUUUGUCGACAACGAAUCUCGUACCGUUUGACAAACAUUCCAUUUGAUGUAAUGAGUGACUUAAAGUGAGCGAGUACUUAUAAAUGAUGUACAAAACAUGUCAUGAGCAUAAUCUGCGGAACCGACGCUUGGAAUAUUGCAGUUAUAAAUACACACACAUACAGAUAUACUAUACACUGAAUACUUCAUAUCUCUUCUCUAUACACUUAGUCUAUUUCUAACUCACUGUAAUAUUCCAGCUGGAAAUUAUAUUAAGAUUUUUUUUUUUUUAAUUUUACAAAAAAUCGUUCGGUCUUCAAUCUUCGUGUAAACGGUAUUAGUAUUUUUUACUGUGUGCAAUUAAUAAGUUCUCUUUAACAUUUAAAAGUUCUUCCUAUAUAGUGUUAAGCGAAUAAAAUAUAUUUAUAUAGCGCUGAAUGUGCCCGCGGUCGUUGGACGGAUUUAAAACAACAACAAAAAAAAAAUAAAGAAUUUAUUGAGAUAUAUUUUAAGAGAUUUUUUCUAAUGAAAUUUUAGAAAUAUGUAUAUAUAUAUAUAAAUAUAAACAGAUUUUUACUUGUCUAUCGCUAUACUAAUGUUUACAUUGUUAACGUAGUUACUGUAUAGACGUAUAUUGAAUUGAAGCCUGCCUUAAGAACAUUACCAUAUGAUAUAGUAGCUAAAAAGAAAAAUUUUUGAGAAUGCUGUUUUGAGAUAUACAUACAUAUAUACACAUAUAUAUGUAUAUGUAUGUAUGUGUUAAUUAUAAUAAAAUAUAUCUUUUGUAUAAUAUACUAAAUUCCUAUAACAGCAUUUAUAUUAUACAAUCGAGUUUAUAUCGCAUCCAAUGUAUUUAAUGAAGAGUUUUUUUUUUUUAUUUAGUCACUAACUGAAUGCCAAACAUGUACUGUUAGUAUACAGGGUGACAGAUCCCGGGGCGGAUCUUAAUAUUAAUAUGUAUUGUAUAUAAAUAGACCUUUCACCCCGGAUGUUAUGCGUUUGUGGUUUUUUGUUAAAACUAUAUACUGUUACCUUGUGUCAUGAUUUGUUGAAUCGUUUUUUUUUUUUAAAUGAUAUUUAUCUGUAAUGACAUCGCUGAUUCACUGUCAUCCUUGAGUUAAUAAAGCGUCGUAUAUUGUA
Molecule: messenger RNA, 3631 nt
Organism: Danaus plexippus (monarch butterfly)
Lineage: Eukaryota; Metazoa; Arthropoda; Insecta; Lepidoptera; Nymphalidae
Gene: CrebA
Product: cyclic AMP response element-binding protein A
Exons: 7
Coding region: 343-1446 (367 amino acids)
Biological process (GO): regulation of transcription by RNA polymerase II
Molecular function (GO): DNA-binding transcription factor activity, RNA polymerase II-specific; cAMP response element binding
Source: RefSeq, a predicted model, not a curated record